Neltuma alba is the source of this 1487-nucleotide messenger RNA. Its product is annotated as secretory carrier-associated membrane protein. Gene Ontology annotation, cellular component: trans-Golgi network membrane; recycling endosome membrane. Bases 296 to 1225 code for a protein of 309 amino acids. The transcript has 13 exons. The record is from RefSeq and is a predicted model, not a curated record. Gene Ontology annotation, biological process: protein transport. Lineage: Eukaryota; Viridiplantae; Streptophyta; Magnoliopsida; Fabales; Fabaceae.
CGCUGUUUCCUUUGUUUUUUCGAAAUUUCUUAGAAAGGUGUAUUAUGCUAUUGCUGACCGAGACCGAAGACAUCUCAUCUUGCUCCUAGGAAUUUUUGAUUUUCUCCGUCUUUCGCCUCUUCUUCUUUUGACCUUUCUCUUGCACUUGAAGAAAUCCAAAAUUCUGCAUCUCAACAUUCCUAAGCCCUCACCUUUUGAGCCUUGCUGAUUCUAUUUCCUCUGUAAACGUCCUGAUCUUUGCCUUUUCAACUUCUGAUUCUUGGGACUUGUACCUGUCACCGUUCACUUUUUUCUGAUGGCUGGUCGGUACGACCGUAACCCCUUCGAUGAAGAAGAGGUUAAUCCCUUCUCUGACCCAGCAGUAAGGGGAAAAACGUCAAACCAGUCAAACUAUGGCGGAGGUGCAUUUUACACAACUAAUCCUGGAAGCGUUGCCCCUGCUGCAAAUUCAAGGCUUGCACCUCUUAAUCCAGAACCCGCUGAUUAUGGCUUUGGCACAACAAUUGAUAUACCUCUUGAUAAUACAUCAACGGACUUAAAAAAGAAGGAGAAGGAACUCCAAGCCAAGGAGGUUGAAUUGAAAAGGAGGGAGCAGGAAGUAAGACGUAAAGAGGAAGCUGCUGCUCGAGCUGGUAUUGUUAUUGAGGAGAAGAACUGGCCACCAUUUUUCCCAAUUAUCCAUCAUGAUAUUGCUAAUGAAAUACCAAUUCAUCUCCAAAGACUGCAGUACGUUGCCUUUACUACGUUGUUAGGAUUGGUGCUGUGCCUUUUAUGGAAUAUCAUAGCUGUAACUGCAGCUUGGAUUAAGGGCGAAGGUGUAAAAAUUUGGUUUCUUUCUAUCAUCUACUUCAUAGCAGGGGUUCCUGGAGCCUACUUCCUGUGGUAUCGCCCUUUGUAUCGUGCUUUCAGGAGUGAAGGUGCUAUGAAGUUUGCGUGGUUUUUUCUGUUCUACCUGAUUCACAUCGGAUUUUGCAUAUUUGCUGCUGUUGCCCCUCCUAUUGUCUUCAAAGGAAAAUCCCUGACAGGAAUUUUGCCUGCAAUAGAUGUGCUGGGCGACCAUGUUUUGAUUGGAAUUUUCUACUUCGUUGGAUUUGGAUUAUUCUGCAUUGAGUCACUGAUCAGCAUCUGGGUCAUUCAGCAAGUGUAUAUGUACUUCCGUGGGAGUGGAAAGGCUGCUGAGAUGAAACGGGAGGCUGCAAGGGGAGCAAUGAGGGCUGCACUGUGAUGAUUCACUGUGUCUUGGGAGUGGCUACCUUUUGCAUGUAUAUGCGUUUACCCAUCUUUGUUGUAAAUCAUCAGUGUCAGAAAUUGCGUGUACGAGCACUGUAUUGAGCGUGAUUUUGUUUGUAACAUGUUUUCGUAGCCUCUUUCAUCCUUUAACAUGUGGUUUGUUAGCUUUUAAUUGUUAUUAUUAUUAUUAUUAUUAUUAUGCAGAUCCAUACCUAAAUACCUAGUUAGAAAGAUGUUAUAAAUUCGUUUGUUGUUGA